GCCCGAUAAAACAGCUGAUUGAUAAAAACAAAGAAGAAGAAGACGCAGACCAACACGUGCGAUUGUUUAUUUUAGUAUUGUGAAAUGGAAGCGGGUAUUUGCUAUAUAAAACCAGAAUACCUGGUAACUGAAGUCAAUAACGGUAGUGAGGCAGUUACUACCGAAAACACCGAGUCAAACAAAAGAAAACGCGAGGAUGGCGAACAAGUUGAAGCCGGUGGAAAAAAGAAAUGGGAUAAAAAAGAGCGCAAGCGUGGACAAAACAAGAACCGUCCAGUUUUCAAGGACGAGCGAUAUUCGCAUUUGUGUCACUCUCUAAUCGAUGGAACCGGUGGAGAACCUUGUUCCCUGGCCAACUGCCGCUAUGUCCACGAUCUGGAUGCCUUCUUGGCCGCCAAGGGAGAGGACCUGGGCCCCGAGUGCUAUGUGUACACCACCAAGGGAUACUGUGCCCGUGGGGUCAGUUGUCGCUUUGCCAAGGCCCACACCAAUGAGCAGGGCAGGAACCUCAAAAGGGAGGACUACGACGAAAAGGCUCCUCCGACCACAUGCAAUGGCGUUAGUUCAGAACUCCAAGUGCGCCUACGAAAACAUGAAUAUGAUUUCGGUAGGAGCAAGGAACUCAUUAAAAUGGCAGAGAAGCUACGAGAUGCACGAAAGCAAAAGGAACAACAGGAGAAGGAUGGAAAACAGGAAAAGACUGAGGAGACAGUAGAUGCAAGUGCUGGGGAAAAGCAACCCAACGAUGAACUGCAGAAGGAAGAACAAACGGACCCCAAGGAACCGGCAGCACAGGAUAACCCAACAUUAGCAAUUGAAACUCCCACUGGUUGUGCCAUUGAUGACUCCACCGCCGGCAGAGACGCUGACCAAAAGCCGGCCGUCGAUUUCCGCGAGAAACUCGUCCUGUCACCACUCACCACGUUGGGUAACCUGCCCUUCCGGAGGAUUUGCAAGGAGUUCGGUGCGGACAUAACCUGCGGAGAGAUGGCCUGUGCUCAGCCCCUGCUCAAGGGUUUAGGUCAGGAGUGGGCUCUGACCAAGCGCCACCAGAGCGAGGACGUUUUCGGAGUCCAGCUGUGCGGAAAUAAUCCCAACAUGAUUAAUCAGGCGGCGCAGGUUAUUCAUGAGACGGCCAAGGUGGAUUUUAUAGAUCUAAAUAUAGGCUGUCCGAUAGACCUGAUUUACCAGCAGGGCGGCGGUAGUGCCCUGAUGCGACGAACCAACAUCUUGGAGCUGACCGUGCGUAGUUGUGCCGCCUUGUCGGAUCGCCUGCCGUUCACCGUAAAGAUGCGUACCGGCAUCUAUGCGGACAAGAGUGUGGCACAUGAACUGCUGCCGCUGGUCGAGGAGUGGGGCGCCUCGGCUGUGACCCUGCACGGUCGAUCCAGGGAACAGCGCUACACCAAGCACGCCAAUUGGACCUACAUCGAGGAGUGUGCCGCCAAGGCCAAGCGGAUGCCAGUUAUCGGCAAUGGCGAUAUACUCAGCUACGAGGACUACGUAGAGCGAAGAACGCUGGCUCCGCAUGUCAGUUCCGUGAUGAUUGGACGUGGAGCGUUAAUAAAACCCUGGAUAUUCCGGGAGAUCAAGGAGAAGCAGGCAUGGUCUCCUUCAUCCGGUCAACGCUACGAGUUGCUGCAAAAGUUCUGCAACUACGGUCUGGAGCACUGGGGCUCCGACACCAAGGGUGUGGAGACCACACGCAGAUUCCUCCUCGAAUGGCAGUCUUUCUUGUACCGCUAUAUACCCGAGGAACUGCAGACUGCUCCUCCGCAGAAGAUCAACGCACGGCCACAGAAAUACAGGGGACGCGACGAAAUGGAGACCCUUAUGGGUUCCGGCAACGCAGCUGACUGGGUCAAGCUUAGCGAAUCGCUGCUGGGUCCGGUGCCGGAUGGGUUCAGCUUUGUGCCAAAGCACAAGGCGAACGCCUUUUAGAAUCCAGAUAUACAUAAGUAUGUAUUUUUAAAGGUAUGCAAAAAUAGUGACAUCAUUAUUGUUAGCUGAAUAACUCCUUUAUUGAUUAAAUUUGACUUACUUCAAAUUAAUUUGAACAAA
Messenger RNA from Drosophila suzukii, 2061 nucleotides. It is a transcript of the gene Dus3, whose product is annotated as Dihydrouridine synthase 3. Gene Ontology annotation, molecular function: flavin adenine dinucleotide binding; tRNA dihydrouridine synthase activity; metal ion binding. The record is from RefSeq and is a predicted model, not a curated record. Gene Ontology annotation, biological process: tRNA processing. Lineage: Eukaryota; Metazoa; Arthropoda; Insecta; Diptera; Drosophilidae.